Pelobates fuscus (common spadefoot toad) is the source of this 3832-nucleotide messenger RNA. It is a transcript of the gene SNX8, whose product is annotated as sorting nexin 8. The transcript has 12 exons. Gene Ontology annotation, biological process: early endosome to Golgi transport; intracellular protein transport. Gene Ontology annotation, molecular function: phosphatidylinositol binding. NCBI's taxonomy places the organism in Eukaryota, Metazoa, Chordata, Amphibia, Anura, Pelobatidae. Gene Ontology annotation, cellular component: early endosome membrane. The coding region runs from base 244 to 1482 and encodes 412 amino acids. The record is from RefSeq and is a predicted model, not a curated record.
UGGAAGUGUCGCGUCAUCACUACUGUCUUGUCAGCUUGAUUUAUCUGGACUCUGGUGAACUCAAGCUAUUUUUCCACUUGAGCAGCAUAUCCUGUACAGAUUCCAUGGCACAAGCCCAUGUUCAGUGCUCCUGGAAUUUAUCGUAGAGAUGGAACUCUGUAAUGAAAGUCACAUUGCCAUUGCUGCCUAGCUCAUUUGCCAAAGCGUCCUUUGAAUGAGCAGAAACUUCCAGACUGUUCCAGAAUGCAGGGGACGGAACGGAACCCUAUGAUACUAAACUAUACCUUGCAGGAGCUCUUUGGGCAUGAUACUGUGCAAGUGGAGCUUAUUCCAGAAAAGAAAGGCUUGUUCUUGAAGCAUGUGGAGUAUGAGGUUUCAAGCUCGCACUUCAAGUCUUCCGUGUACAGACGGUAUAAUGACUUUGUGGUAUUCCAGGAGAUGCUGUUGCAGAAAUAUCCAUACCGUAUGGUGCCGUCUCUGCCACCGAAAAGAAUGCUUGGAGCUGACCGUGAGUUUAUUGAAUCACGCAGGCGAGCGUUGAAACGAUUUGUUAACCUUGUUGCCAGACACCCUUCUUUCUGGGACGAUGUACUAGUGAAUAUAUUUCUUUCAUAUAAUGGGCAGGAUAUACAGAACCGAAUGCGUGAGUCCAUUCGUGGAGUGGGAGAUGAAUACAUGACUUCUAAAAUUUCUGCUCAAGCCAAGGAUUUCCUUCCGAGCGACAUCCAAGUUCAGUUUGCCGCCAGCAGAGAGCUCAUACGGAACAUCUAUAACAGCUUUUAUAAACUGCGAGAUCGAGCUGAGAGGAUGGCGGCACGGGCCAUAGACAAUGCUACUGACCUCCUGGGCUUCGGAAAAGAGCUAAGUGCUCUUGGCUCAGAUACCACUCCACUGCCAUCCUGGGCAGCUCUCGAUAAGAGCACAUGGGGUGCUUUGAAGCAAGCACUAAAGGGAUUAUCUGUAGAGUUUGCUGUCCUUGCUGACAAGGCAGCACAGCAGGGUAAACUUGAAGAAAUCGAUGUGGUUGAGAAGCUAAAUCUUUUCCUAGACCUUCUCCAGUCCUACAAAGACCUGUGUGAAAGACAUGAAAAGGGUGUAUUGCACAAACACCAGAAGGCUUUGCACAAGUACAGCCUUAUGAAAAAGCAGAUGAUCAGUGCGACUGUGCAGAAUAAGGAAGGAGAGUCUGUGGAGCAGUUGGAAUCCCGCAUUGCAGAGCAAGAAAAUGCCCUCAUGGUUAUGGAGCUUCGAAAUUACUUCUCAUUGUACUGUCUGCACCAAGAAACCCAGCUUAUGCAUAUCUACCUGCCGCUGACCUCCCACAUACUUGGAGCUUUUGUGAAUUCACAGAUCCAGGGUCACAAAGAGAUGACUAAUGUUUGGAAUGAACUGAAGCCCAAGCUGAACUGCCUCUAUGUGGGAAUGGACUGCCUACCCACUCCUCCCCUUUCCCCAGAGGAAAGUCGGUUUUUCACACCGUAGGAGCUGAUUGAGGUGGUUGCUAAAACUAAACCUGGGACAUUUAAUACACAGAUCUGUGUUAUCACAGGACCAUUCUUUUUGUAAUGCUGGAAUUAAUGACACUAAAGCCUUGGCAUUCAUGUGCUUUUGGGAGAGAGCCUGGUAUUUUGCACUCUUGCAUUUCUUUAGAUAAAACUGUACUCUGCACAAUUCUUUGGGUAAGUACAUUCAGUGCUGCCUUCAACCAGGUCUGUUUGCACAUUUUUGGAUUUCAUAUGUGUACAUUAGUGCCAUAUUGAAAAAACCUUUUGUUUGUUCUAAUUCUGAAGUCUGAGCAACAAGGAGAACCCAGCAAUCGAACAGUUGCAAAGAGGAUCAUAGAGCGGCUUGGAUGAUUACAUUAAAAAUCCCAUCUGCUAUGGGGCCAGGAUGCAUGUUAAAUCACGACCACCAGAUCUUUGAUGCAACCAUGUGCCAGCAACAGUCUCCCUUUAUUACACUGACCGGUUCAGUAGGAAGUAAUUAGCCUGGAACCUCAGCCCAGACUAAGAAGAUCAGUGUUAAGCUGAAUUUAGCCGUGUCGUCUUCUGUGAGUUGCCAAUGGCCAGCAAUAUUAAUGGGAAACAUAUAAAUUGUAGUUCUUUUCAAAUAGUUUAUGCCCACCUAACACACCAUACAUAACUAUAAAAAAAAAAAAUUAAGGGCUUCGCUGCUUACUAGGCUGUUAUAUCAACUGCUUAAAACCAGAAUCAUGAUUUAAUCUCUCCACUAGAAUAAGGCUACAUAUAAUCUACAUCUGGUCUAAAACAUUUUUUACAUCUCCAGAGAUUGAUCAGUUAAGAUUCAAGGGAUCCUGUGCUGGACGUUGUCUGGAAAUGCUAAUGAGUUUAAGAACUUUUAGAACCGCUGAAGUGUUAAGUGCAAACUAUAAAACUGGAAGAGUGUGUAUGUUCUUCGAGUUAAACCACUGGCAGCCAAUGAAAGGUAUGGAUAGGGAUUUCUAUCUCCCAUUGGCUGCAGGUUUGGCCAAUAGGAAGAUUUUGUAACCCUUCUCCCUAGUUUGUGGAACCUAUUCUUUCCAUGGGAGUGCUGCACAAUCGGUACACGGUCCUUAAAGGGACGAUGGAAAACACUGAUUCAUAUUAACAUUUGCAGCAUAUUUGUGAUCAAAAGUGUUAUGUCUAUUCAGAGUUGUGGAUAAUUUUCCUGGAAUUCACUGGAAAAAUCUAUGAGCUAACUUCAAGUAAUUAAUCGGCAUUCAACGGUGUAUGGUGGUGAUUGACACCGGACAGGCCCAACAUUUGCAAAGUAUCUUCUUUGCUUGAGAAUUUAGAAAACUUUAGCUUAUAAAAUGUGUGGCUUUUAUUUUCUUACACUCUUUAAGAGCGGUUGAAAUCACAGCUUGCGUCACUUUUGGCCAGACAGGAGCAAUGCCAUGUUUGGAUCUUAGACUUUUUCCUAGGAGCCUUCUAAAGUGGUGUUCACAAAAAAGUCUGCUGCAAUCUAAUAGCCUGAUUUAUUGUUGCUCAGUACUACCUAUAGUGGACCUAUAAAGCUCUAGAUGACAUUUGUUGGGCUGUCUCUGCAAGCUAUAAAUAUUGCACAAUAUCUAAAAAAAAUUAAAUUAUAUAUAUAUAUAUUUCUUCUUUUAGACCUCAAUAGGUCAUUGUAUCAAAGUAUGUUUGUCUUUCUUUAAAUAUACAAUAUUGAGAGAACAUAUUUAAUAUAUUCCAGCAAUAAAAGCUAUUCUGUCGGUAUUAUGUAAUAAUCACUAAAAUUGAAUGUCUAUAAGCAAGUACUAUACAAUGAUGAACAUUUUAUUACAAAGAGCAAUUUGUAUUGCUGCUGAAGGGAACAAUUAUUUACUGACAUUUUUCUUAAAAUUAGCCAUAGAAACUUAAACUGGAAAUUGCCCUGGUCAUAUGAUACAGGGUAAAUCACAAGUCAAGAACCACUCAAAUACCUGCAAGAUGUUUAAAGUGACAGUCAUUACUUUUUUUUUUUAGCCACCCCUUUCUUUGUGACAAUGAUCUCUCUGCUUGUAUGCGGGUGCCUGGGGUGGGUAGUAAUAUAUAUAUUUUUUUCUUCAAGAUUCUAUUUUUAUUAAAAACAAAACUAAGUGACCGUACCGCCUUAACAUGGGUGAAGGUUAGUGUAACAAGUAUUAUAGGUGCACGUAUUGGUUUAUUACAUAACUAAGAAAUAUAUCUAAUAUUGACCUUCUUACAGGUAUAUGGAUGAGAUCUGACUUUUGACACACCUUAGCACUGGUUAAUGGGCAAAUUGCAUAGAGACACAGUUCAAAUUCCAAAGAGAAAAUGCUGCCAUGGAAUACUAAUCAAAAAAUAGUAUUUCUAUGUGUUUAUAUAAA